Molecule: messenger RNA, 250 nt
Organism: Racocetra fulgida
Lineage: Eukaryota; Fungi; Glomeromycota; Glomeromycetes; Diversisporales; Gigasporaceae
Source: the annotation of a GenBank genome assembly
CCAGCUGACGACACUUCUGAUUCUGAAUUUGUUUUUUUAAAUAGUGAAGGAAAUAGGAAUGGGAAUCUUGAAAUGAACGAGUCUAUGUCAACACUAUAUUCUAUUACUAAUAGUGAGAAUACCACUGAUCUACAGACGGAGGUGACAAACAGUAACGUUGAUAAUAAUAUAGAUAAUCAAAUAGGGUUUUCUCAGGACAUUGCGAAUCUUAACACCCCAUAUAUAAACCAACAAACAGAAGAAGAGGAAG